AGUGAAAGUGAAAGACAGUUUGCUCUCUAGUCAAGAAGAAAUCCUUAAUUUUACAUACAUUUCUGAAAUUAUCUACAGGAUAUUCACCGAAUCUGAAAGUAUUAUAACUGCAGUGAAUUCUGACUCCCUGAAAAAAGGUUAAAAACACAGGAGGAAGUAAAUGGCUGAAUCCUCAUCACAAACAAAAGACAGAAGGAGGAGCAGCAUGGAUGAACCAGAAUUAUUUUCUUAUGACUCCAGCAGUCUCCUGUCUGAAGAUCAGCUGCUGUGUUCGAUCUGUCUGGAUGUGUUCACUGAUCCAGUCACCACUCCAUGUGGACACAACUUCUGUAAGAGCUGCCUGGGUCAGUGCUGGGACAAGAGUCAACACUGUCUCUGUCCAUUAUGUAAAGAGAAAUUCACCAAAAGACCUGAACUGAAGAUUAAUACAACACUGAGAGAGGUUGCAGAUCACUUCAAGAAGAAAAGUGGUUCUGACAAACCUGAGGUUCUUUGUGAUGCCUGCAAUGGAGAGAAGCUGAAGGCCCUGAAAUCCUGUCUGGAUUGUGGACUGACUUUCUGUAAAACUCAUCUAGAGACUCAUAAUCAUGUUUCCAAACUUAAAAAACACAAGCUAAUAAACCCUGUGGAGAACCUGGAGGACUACAUAUGCCAGAAACAUGAGAGAGCUCUGGAGCUGUUCUGUAGAGAUGAUCAGACGUGUGUGUGUCAGUUCUGCACUGAAGGAGACCACAAGAAUCACAACACUGUUCCUAUAGAGGAGGAGAGCAGAGAGAGGAAGACUCAGCUGGUGGAAACACAGACAGAUGUGCAGCAGAUGAUUCAGGACCGACUGAAGAAGAUAAAAGAGAUCAAACACUCAGCAGAGCAAAGCAAAAGAAGCACAGAGAAAGAGAAAGCAGACAGUGUUGAAGUCUUCACUGCUCUGAUUCGCUCCAUUGAGAGAAGUCAGGCUGAGCUGCUGGAGGUGAUGGAGGAGAAGCAGAAAGCAGCAGAGACGCAGGCUGAAGGACUCAUUAAAGAGCUGGAGCAGGAAAUCAGUGUGCUAAAGAGGAGAAACACUGAGCUGGUGCAGCUCUCACACACUGAGGAGCAUCUCCACCUCCUACAGAUUUACUCCUCCAUGUGCAGCCCUCCACACACCAAGAACUGGACUGAGAUCAGUAUUAACACUGAUGUGAGUGGGGACACUGUGAGGACAGCUCUGUCUCAGCUUCAGCAGACUCUGAAUGAGAAACUCACUAAAACACUCAAUGACAAGUUAAAGGAAACAGUUUCCACAGAACUGAAGAGGAUUCAGCAGUAUGCAGUGGAUGUGACUCUGGAUCCUGAUACAGCUCAAAUCAAUCUCAUCCUGUCUGCUGAUGGAAAACAAGUGACACGUGGAGACACACGACAGAAACUCCCUGAUACACCACAGAGGUUUGAUUAUUGUGUUAUGGUGCUGGGACAGCAGAGUUUCUCCUCAGGGAGAUUUUAUUAUGAGGUGCAGGUCAGAGGGAAAACUAAAUGGGAUGUUGGAGUGGCCAAAGAGAACAUUAACAGGAAGGGGAAGAUUACACUGACUCCUCAGAAUGGAUUCUGGACUGUGGCUCUGAGGAAUGAGAAUCAGUAUAAGGCAUUUGCUGAUCCCCCUGUCCCCCUCACACUGAGAGAGAAGGUGGAGGUUGUGGGGGUGUUUGUGGAUUAUGAGGAGGGUCUGGUCUCCUUUUAUGAUGUGAAGUCCAGAUCUCAUAUCUACUCUUUCACUGGUCAGUCUUUCACUGAGAAACUUUAUCCAUAUUUCAGUCCUUGUAAUAAUGAAGGAGGUAAAAAUUCAGCACCACUGAUCAUCUCUCCUGUAUUUAAGACUGAAUAAAAUUAAACCUCCCAAAUUUGAUCAUCAGAUGGUAAGUGUAAAAAGAAUUUUUUUUACUGUUUUGGUUAAAUUUUAGAAAUACAUAGUUUCUUUUAAAAUGUUGUACAUAUUAUUUUAAUACCUGGUUUUAAUUGUAAUCCUACAGUCUGUUUUUUAUGAUUGUGACAUUAUGAUUGUGGAAUUUUGUCAUUACAAAUCACAUAUUGAUAACCUGAUUAUCCAGCAAUCAGGAUAUUUUGUGUUUGUUUUUUGUUUAUGGGAAUGUAUUUUAUUUUGCUGUAUUGGUGUGUUUUUUGUUACAUUAUAAAUAGUUGGAGUAAUUCAUAGUUCAUUUAUAAGAUGAAAAAACCCAGGUGUAAUUAAUUUGUUAUCCCAUGAUGCUCUGAGUGUACUACGUAAGACUAGAAGUGUAGGAGAGAGAGAGAGAGAGAGAGAGAGAGAGAGAGAGAGACCAAAGAAGAUGGAGCUUGGGUUAAUUCUGUAACAUCAGCUUAAGAAUAGCCUCGUAUUUCUUUCACGCUUUCAGAAUAGCCUCGUAUUUCUUUCACGCUUUCAGAAUAGCCUCGAGAGUAAAAUUAAGAAAGAAAAAAGAAAGUAAAAUUACACAAGACAUCUGUAUGAUUGGUGGCUGAUUGGUUAUUUACCUUCACUGUUCAGCUUUAUGAUUUGACUGAAUUCAGCUUCACUUGUAGAAAUGAAAGAUUCUAGAUGUUAGUAAAACAUUGUGUGGAAAUAAUGAAUGAUUCUGACAGAAUGAUUUGUUACACCAUGUAUGUGGAAAAGUCAUGAGUAUAAAACUUUGUCUAUCAGAGGGGAAUGUUGUUGUUUUGCUGGACAAAGAAGGCUGAGAGAUUUAUAAUCAUACAGUUAAUAAAGAGUUUAAAAACAUACAGUUA
Molecule: messenger RNA, 2754 nt
Organism: Tachysurus vachellii
Lineage: Eukaryota; Metazoa; Chordata; Actinopteri; Siluriformes; Bagridae
Product: E3 ubiquitin-protein ligase TRIM39-like
Exons: 8
Coding region: 161-1858 (565 amino acids)
Biological process (GO): protein ubiquitination
Molecular function (GO): ubiquitin-protein transferase activity; zinc ion binding; protein binding
Source: RefSeq, a predicted model, not a curated record